AGGCUGCAGUCCCUGAGGAAGAGCGCGCGCGUGUGUGGAUCAGGUCAUGUGGUCUCACAAGAUGGCGACUUCAGUGCUGGGAUGUAACGAGUGAAUCAGAGCUCCAGAGAAGCGCUCAAUACAGCCACCGGUACCGGAUCACCUCUCGUCCCAGCGCACAUGCGUCUCCCGCGGUGUCAGAGUCGGUGGGAAUGAAAGUUUAGCUCGGCAACAGCGUCUAACACCGCAUUCCCACAUUGAGCAAUUCAUCAAACCCUUCUCCAGAAUAUAAGGCUGUUUGUCAUAGAAUCGGGCUCUUUCCUCAUGGAAUAGCAGUGGAUGUUAGGAUAUAAGGUGUGUGUACGUUAGUUCAAAGCUUUGUGCGUCCGGAUCACUGACUGCAAUGGCCAUCCAUGUGUUCGAUAAUGAUGAGUACAGACCGCCUGUGUGGAAAUCCUACUUGUACCAGCUCCAGCAGGAGGCGCCACAUCCACGCAGAGUCACCUGCAUAUCUGAGGUGGAGAACCGGCCGAAGUACUAUGGACGAGAGUAUCAUGGGAUGAUCUCCAGAGAGGAAGCCGACCAACUGCUCAGUGUGGCUGAGGGAAGUUAUCUGAUCCGAGAGAGCCAGAGACAGCCGGGCACAUACACAUUAGCACUACGCUUUGGGAAUCAGACCCGAAACUUCCGUCUGUUUUACGAUGGGAAGCAUUUUGUGGGAGAGAAGCGCUUUGAGUCCAUCCACGACCUGGUAACGGACGGCCUGAUCACGCUGUACAUCGAGACCAAAGCCGCAGAAUACAUAUCCAAGAUGACCAUCAACCCCAUCUACGAGCACGUGGGCUACACCACCCUGAACCGCGAGCCGGCGCUGAAGAAAGCCCUGCCCGUCUGCAAAGACAUACCCGACGGGAAGGACGCCGCCGGAGAGGAGACCGGCCUGGAGGAGAGGCUCACAUCGCUGGUCCGUCGAGCCACGCUGAAGGAGAGUGAACGGGCUCCCAAGUACGAGAAAGUCCAUAACUUCAAGGUGCACACCUUCAGAGGGCCGCACUGGUGCGAGUACUGUGCCAACUUCAUGUGGGGACUCAUCGCUCAGGGAGUCAAAUGUGCAGAUUGUGGGUUGAAUGUCCAUAAGCAGUGCUCUAAGAUGGUGCCCAACGACUGCAAACCGGACCUGAAGCACGUGAAGAAGGUUUACAGCUGUGAUCUCACCACACUUGUCAAGGCUCAUAACGCUAAACGACCCAUGGUGGUGGACAUGUGCAUACGAGAGAUCGAAUCACGAGGUUUGAAGUCGGAGGGUCUCUAUCGAAUCUCUGGAUUCAGUGACUUAAUUGAAGAUGUGAAGUUAUCGUUUGACAGAGAUGGAGAGAAAGCAGACAUCUCCGUGAACGUCUAUGAAGACAUCAACGUCAUCACAGGUGCUCUUAAACUCUACUUCAGGGACCUGCCGAUCCCUGUCAUCACGUAUGACGCAUAUCCACGCUUCAUCGAGGCUGCCAAGCUGACAGACCCAGAUGAGCGUUUGGAAGCUCUGCAUGAAGCUCUGAAGCAGAUGCCUCCUGCUCACUGCGAAACACUGCGAUAUCUCAUGGCACAUUUAAAGAGGGUAACUCAGAACGAGAAGGAUAACCUGAUGAACGCUGAGAAUCUGGGGAUCGUAUUCGGCCCGACUUUGAUGCGGGCGCCCGAUCUGGACGCCAUGACGGCUCUGAACGACAUCCGCUACCAGAGGCAGGUGGUGGAGUUACUCAUCAAGAAUGAAGACAUCCUCUUCUAGCAUCACUGUCGUGAAUGCACCUCCAUACUGUUUACCGCAGCUCUGCGCUGCGCUCUUCUGCUCUGACUCAGUCUGGACUCCCAUAUGAAGGACUCUUGUAUUAUAGUGCAUUUUUGGACCAGUACUUACUAACACUUCUCCCUGUCUGAUGGGUUCUUUUCCUGUAUCUUGCAUGUCUUCCUCCCCAUUUUUGUCGGGGGUUGCUGAAGCUGAAGGGUGUGACGUACCUCAGCAUUAUUAUGGGAUGGCAUCGCUCUGUCGUGUCAAAAGCGGUGGAGUCCGGCAGAUCGGCUUUUUUGUUUUGUUUUUGUAAAACGUGAAUUUUGAUAUGGUCAGUUUUGGAGACACUUUACCUGAAGAGCCAUAAAUAAAGAUGGUGACAUUGUGCAGGCAUAAUAAUCUCUUCACAUGAUAUAUAAACUCUUGUUCAGACAAUCCUCAGUCAUCAUUCAUACUUAUACAUACAUACAUACAUGAAUAACAAACCAUGAAAAUGAAUGUUUAUCUUUGACAUAUUUAUGGCUCAGCAGGUAAAGUGUCGCCAGGGGUUUUUCAAUAUCUGUGAUUUGUUUUUAUUUUUGGUUGUUUUUUAUUCCUUCCGUCAGGUUGAUCUGACUUUGUUCUGCCUUCACAUGUCGAAAGUCAAACUAACUUCUGCUGUAGUUAGGAAGAUUAUUUACAGUCCAUGUACAUUUCAGGAUCCUUGAUCUUAGACUCGCCUUUAGAAAACACUCUUACGCUCACAUGACUGCUUGAUGUUUUUUGAUUCUGUGUUUUUGUAUUUGAUUUCAGCAUGGAUACGUUAAUUUAUUAAAAUUUACUUUUA
Onychostoma macrolepis is the source of this 2588-nucleotide messenger RNA. It is a transcript of the gene chn1, whose product is annotated as chimerin 1. The record is from RefSeq and is a predicted model, not a curated record. Gene Ontology annotation, biological process: regulation of small GTPase mediated signal transduction; positive regulation of GTPase activity; signal transduction. The transcript is spliced from 13 exons. Lineage: Eukaryota; Metazoa; Chordata; Actinopteri; Cypriniformes; Cyprinidae. Gene Ontology annotation, molecular function: GTPase activator activity. The coding region runs from base 383 to 1762 and encodes 459 amino acids.